This is a messenger RNA of Xyrichtys novacula (pearly razorfish), 16078 nucleotides long. Lineage: Eukaryota; Metazoa; Chordata; Actinopteri; Labriformes; Labridae. The record is from the annotation of a GenBank genome assembly.
AUGACUGCUGAGUUUGAGUGGAUCUACAUUUCUCUGUUUUUUACGGCGGUGUUCCUGCUCACAGGUAAGGAUGCAUACGUGGAUAGAUAACAAUAUUACAAAAGACACAAUCUCUUAGCUAAAUUGAGCAGUAGACUCAUCAUUGUAUGUAGAAAACUAUAGCCUAGCUUGCAUAUUGGUUCUUCUGGCUGUACAACUUUGAAAAUACAGUAAAGUCACUUUAAGGCAGCCAAAAACACCCAAACUGUAAUAGCCAAUAGCUGAUUCGGGCUACAAAAAUACUCAAAAUAAAUGUUCUGGAUCUGCUUUAAGUAGAUUUUUACUGUAAGAGACUUUAAAAAAAACCUUCAUACUCAAAUUUUCACACGUCAGGCCUUUUCUGAUUUUUAGUUUCUCUUUUCAUUGCAGCUGAUGGUAAGCAGCCUGUCUACCUGACUGUCAGAGAAGGAGAGAAAGUCACUUUGUCUUGCGAUGAAAGUGUGAUUAAAGAUCAACACAAGUGUCAGUACACUACCUGGCUCCGAAAUCAUUCAGGGAACACCACCGAGCUGGUUCAGCGAGGGCAGAUUGGUGAAGAUGGAGUGAUAUCGGAAAAACUGAGUGUUACAGAGGACUGUUCUCUGCUCAUAAAGAAAGCGAGCCCAGAAGAUGUUGGACGCUACGACUGUCAACGGUUCAAAUUCGAGGGGAAAAGUUCAGAUGCUCAAAUUUAUUUGUCUCUUCUUUCCAGUGAGUAUUUUUAAAACAUCUAUUGUCAGCUCAAAAUGUCUUUUUAAAACAGAAACCUAAAAAUAAAGCAAAUAAGUUGAACACAGAAGUAGUUUUAAGUCAUUGGUUUCGCAUUUCUUCACCUUCUCCAGUGAGGGAACUGAGGACCACUGAGGGUUCUGUGACGUUUCGCUGCUCUGUGUCGACACCUGGAAAAUGUCUGCACAAGUUGAGCUGGCUGUUUGAGGGCAGACGUCUGCAUCACUACGGACUAAAUACAUUUAGUAUUCACUGCUACACCUUUGUGACCAUUGAGACUGACCACCCCAUGUACAACUCAAGUUACGACUCACUGCAGUGUAAAGUGACCCAGGAUGACGCAGAGCAGCUGUUUCCCUUCAGACUUCAGCCCUCAGGUGAGUUGAUGUUGAGCAGUUCAAAGUAACUUCAAACUAGUGGAAAUGAUACUGAAAAACACAUUACUCUUAUUUAUUUGCAGUUGACGAGGAAAAACCACAACAGGAGUUUUGUACUGAGUGGGAUUUUUUUGAGUUUUGCUUUUCUAUUUCAGGGAAUGAAAUACCAAAAAUGACAACAGAACCAGGAACAACCGCAGAGCAGACGACUACUGACUCAACAAAAAUAAAUGGAGAAAUCAUAAAAGCAGGUAAUGACAGACUCUGGAUUCACUCUCAUAACUUUUAUUUAACCAGGUUUGUCCCAUUGAGAUCCAAGAUCUCUUUUGCAAGAGAGACCUGGCAAAGAAUGGCAGCACAUACAGUUUCAAUAUAAUCACAUUAGUCAUAUAGAAUACAAAGAAUACAAAUAAUAAUUGAAUUUUCAAAAUUAGUUCAAAGAAUUUACAAGAUUAGUCAAACAUUUGCACUCAAAUAAAACAUCUACACUCCUGAAGCCUGGAUGUAAUGGAAUGUAGCAUGGAUUUGAAUACAUUCAGAGAUACCAGACUUGGAGUUUCAGGUCUGAUCACAAGAUGUUGCAUGUACUCAGAGCAGAAAAUCUAAAAGCUUUCUUCUUCAUUUCUUUUCUGACCUUAGAAACAGUAAAUGACAAAAGUCCUGGGAGCAGAAACUAUAGGCCCUAUUAUUUAAGAUCAAAAAGGAUGAUAAAUAAGAUGGAGUCAACUGAAGAAUAGCCUUAUAAAUCAACAUGUACCAAUGGCUGAGCCGGCUCACAUGUAAAGAUGGCCAAUUUACUUUACCGUAUGAGACACAAUGAUGAGUUAGAGCUCCACAGUUUGGUGGAAGGGACCUUAUACAAAAUACAUUAAAUUAAAAAACGAAUGAUGUAAAAUUAUAUAGUGACAUGACUCUAUAUGAUACAUGUACAAAAUAAUAUAUGUCAUGAUACUCAUUCAUGUGAUAUGAUAUGAUGUUAUAAAAUAUAAUAUGAUAUAUAAUAUGAUUUGAUACAACCUCAUAGGACAGAUAUGAUAAAAUAUGCAAUGCGAUAUGAUAUGAUAUGAAAGGAUAUGGUAUAAUUUGACACCUACAAUGGUAGAAAAUGAAAAUGAAGUACUGUAUGAAUCAAAUCAUAUAAUAUUGAAUAUAACUCUUUGAUAUAAACUUUCAGUAUACAGUAUAUUCAGUAAGAUUUUAAAUCUCAAAAUGUCUGUCUUUAUCUUUCAUUGUCUUUGCAGGCAGCUGGAGGCUGAUCAUUGUGUCUGUGGGUUUGUCAGCUCUCAUUUUAACUGUUGUGACUGUCAACAUCUGGAUAAAGAUUAAAGGUGAGGGCAUUUAAAGAUAAAAACACUUUUUUUUAUUAAAUUGUUUUUCUCUUUGGAAACUAAAGUGGAUUAUUUCUUCAGUCUUUCAGGGGAAAAAACAACAGAAGAAUGAUAAAAUGGUAAUUUUUCUGUGGUAUUUAAGUCUGUGGUAUUUAACUGUAGUGAUUGCACACAUGUCUUUAUCAGACUGAUCUGUCACUAUAUCUGUUGUUUUACAAAUGCUUUGCGGUCAAGAUUGGAAAGCUGUUUAAUUGUGUUGUUUUUCACAGAUUCACAGUGAAGUUGAUGAUACAGCGAACUACGAAAACGUCAAUGUCUCCAGGAAUUGACUUUGAUGUUGAAAGGUGAAGAACAAUAUAUGUCAGCUGUAUGAGCAGCCCUGCUGCUACUUAAACUGGAUAUGUGGGGUUUGUGUCCUGGUAUAAUAAAGUUGAGACGGGACUGUCAGCAGUGGUUGAAUUUUUUGCAGCCGGUCUAAGUGACCAAAAAAGUUUGUGAGCUUACACAAUUUUCAAUAAGCUGCGCUGCUGUUUGACCCACAUUCACACCAACAACUUCCUGUGGUUCAAUUCUCAGAAACGGAAGCUACAAGAUACCAUCAGGUCUAAAAACACUUGUGGGUGGAAAGAUGUAUGACUGCUCUUUUAUUUCAUGGCAGCCAAUGAUAGGCUGUAAAGAGGAGGGAGAUUUUCUGGGGUAUCAGGAAAAAAAAAACACUUUAAGACAUUAUGAUGGCGUAUAAAGGACAAAAAAUACCAAGAUUACAAGAAGAGAGUCAAAACAUUUUAAGGAUAAAUAAGGAAACAAUAAUAAGUGGUUAUGAGAAUAAACUUGAUUUGUAAACUGAAUAAAGUCUUCAUGAUAAAGAAAAAAGUUGGGAUGUGAUGACAAUAUAGUCAACAUGUUGUAAGAAUAAAGUCAGUAUGUUUAAAAGAUAAAGUCAUAAUGAAGAUAAUUUCUAUAUUUAGUAAAGCUGCAAUAAAAAAACAAAGUCAAUAUGUUUCGAGAAUUAUGUGGCUAUAAGAGUAAAGUCAUUAUCAAAAUAAAGUUGUUUUAAAAGGAGUUGUUAUGAUAUGAAAAAUAAAGUCAGGCUGCUUACGAGAGCAGCCACUCAAAUCGCCUCAUCUCAUCUUGGCUUCAAAUGCUUGUCGACUUACCAACUGUUGUGACUGCACAGAUGCACAGAGUCCAGUGCAACGAUGAGAUUUUGGAUUACAGGUAUAGCAGGUGGCCUCAUUCCAACAUAGCUACUGCCGAAAUCCUGUCUAGAGCACCCAUGGGGAGUGUCAGCAACACACAGCAGGAGACAGAGGUGGACCUGUAUGUAAACAUGGUACUGUCUGACCUGCCAGCAACAGACAAGAAGUUGGAGGAGAUUAAAAAACACCAGGAAAGGGAUGUCAUACUCAGAGAAGUGAGAGUGGCCAGACAGAUUCUCAUUGGACAAAGCAUUCCUACUUUACCAACAGUUUGCAGGCGAGCUUACUGUGCAGGAUGGACUGUUACUAAAAGGUAGCAGACUAGUCACACCAAAAUCACUGCAAACGGACAUACUGCAGAAACUGCAUGUGGGACACCAGGGCAUAACAAAGUGCUGAGAGAGAGCCAAAGAGUCAGUCUGGUGGCCUGGACUGAGCAUGCAGCUACGGAAGAUGGUACAGAACUGCAACACAUGUGCAAGGGAGAGAGUUAACUUCAAAGAGACUCUACUGCCCACCGAGUUUCCAGACGGGCCAUGGGCUACAGUGGGAACUGAUUUGUUUGAAUUAAAGAGCACCCGCUACUUGUUGGUGGUGGAUUACUUUUCUCACUACAUAGAGAUUGCCAAGCUCACUUAAACAACACCAGUCACAGUGAUUGAAUGCCUCAAAUCCAUCUUCUCUAGGUGGGGUUGUCCUCUUAUUACCUCCGCCAAGGAGGUUAUGUUUUCGGUAGCGUUGGUUUGUUUGUUUGUUGGUUUGUUUGUCUGUUAGCAACUUUACGGAGAAAGUAACAGACGGAUUGACCUGAAAUUUUCACCAGAGGUGCGUCUCAGCCCCAGGAGGAUCCCAUUACAUUUUGGUGGUGAUCCGGACAAAAUUCUGGAUACUAUGAGCCAGAACACACAAAAAUAAGGGUGUCGUUGGAAUUUUCAAUGCUGCAAGAUAACAAAUGGGCGGCACACUGGUGUAGAUAAGCAGCACUGUGGUGUAGUGGUUAGCACUGUCGCGUCACAACCAGAAGAUCAUAGGUCCGAAUCCCGGUCAGGGCGUAUCAGUUUAAACACAAAUGAAUGUUAAUAAAAGACACGCAACGGUAAAAGUUUUGGUGUGAAUCACAAUAUAAGAGGGGACAUGAGCUGCUUGGCGGAGAUCUGCACUCUCCGAGUGCUUUUCUAGUUUGCAGGAGUGAUAACCACAGUAUUGUUCUGAUAACUAUAAACAGUUUGCUGCUGCCUGGGGGUUCACUCACAUCACCUCUAGCCCCAGAGUCCCACAAAGUAAUGGAGAGGCAGAGCGUGCUGUGAGGAAGAUCAAAGACCUCCUGGACAAAGCAGAGGACCCAUACAUGGCUCUGAUGGCUUACAGAGCUACUCCUUUGGCCAGUGGGUAUAGCCCAGCAGAACUACUCACGGGCAGAAGGAUUAAAACUGCUGUUCCUGUCAUCCCAUCUUCCCUUGACCCGAAGUGGGAUGACAUCCAAAAACUGAAGGAAGGAGAAGUGAACAGCAGACAGAGACAGCAGAAAAACUUCAAUAGAAGACACAGAGCACAUGAUCUGCUAGAUCUACAACCAGGUGAUUAUGUGUGGGUCGUAGACACCACAGAGAGAGGGACAGUGUUGGCGAGGUCAGACAUGCCACGAUCCUACAUCUUCGAGAUGACCAGGGGAAUCCUGCGCCGGAAUCGCAGCCACCUUGGCAGCACACCCGUGGGUCCCACCAGACCAGCAGUUCUUCCAGACAUCCUACCAGAAAGCGAUGCAGGGAGGUGCCAACCAGCGAAGCAGACCCAACCUCAUCCACAGAGUCCGGAGGCUGGGAGACGCUACCCGUCGAAGGAGAGAAGACCACCGGGGUACCUGAAGGACUUUCUUGUUACAUAGAUAGCAGGUAGGCUACUCUCGAUUGUCUGAGUGAGUUCUGGGGCAGAUUAAUCCCCACACUAAGCUGAAGGUUUGGGCAGUCUACCCCUCCAUCAGAUAGGUGAAUAUUGUUUUGAUAUUGUUAUGCUGGUUGAUUUUGUGUUUGAAAAAAAACGUGGAAGCAGAAAAUGUUAUUGUUGUUAAAUCUGAAAAAGUAACUGAAAGAAAAGCGAAUAGCUAAAUGUUUCUGAUUUAAUCUGAAAGGGGGAAUGAAUUGUUUAUACACAGAAAGGGGGAUAUAGUGUUAUGGGGUUCUGUGGGUAACAGAUGCACCACCGCCACUUAAUGGGUUUUAACGCAGAAUGACCUGUAUUAUGUAGGCCAGUUUUUUAAUUCAAGACAGACAGACCAGCACGUUGUCGUCGUCCACAGCUCUUAUUGUUACUCAGCUUUAAAGUACAGCCAGCACAACGUAACAUGCAUAGUGUGAAAAAAAGUUUUAGCUCGCUUUAGCUUCAGGUGUCCUGAUAGAGACUGACAGCAAGAGCAUCACUUGACUUGGUACCAAGUCCAGACCACAGGUCCAGACAGGCCGUGACUGACUCACUACGUCGGAACCGAGACGCGUUCUGUGUCUUCUGUGUGGAAGAAGACCAGGAAAUCAACGACUGAGCUGGCUGACCAGAAACAGCGCUAAAAACUAAAAUUUUUCACGUGAAUGGAUGAGACGCUGACCGCGAGGUUGUAAAUGGGAUUCAAACAGGAUGUAAAGGAGAAUAAUAUGGGUGGAUUAUUAACCUGUUGGAGCUGGAAGACUGAUAAUGCUGACUGUUUUACACAUCAGAGUGAAGGUAAAACAUUUUUCCCUCUGUUAUUUUAUGUCAGAUCUCCGUGAAACAGUGGAGACUCUGGUGAUAAUGUUCAUUACACUUACUACCGAUGUUUACAUCUGAUCGCUGCUGCUGCUGCAUGCAUGUGUGAGUAAGGAUCCUUGGUAUGUUACCAGAGGUUUUAGCCUCUCUCCCUUUUGAGAUAUGACCUCAAUUGUACUGUAUUUUGUUCACUCUUAUUGUGAAGCACUGGACCGGAAGUGCCGAAAGUGCCUGUUGCCUACACCUGUAUAUAUUUGCCAUUCAUUAAAACAAACUCAGAUCAGUUGAACAAGUGAACACGACGCACAAGUCUUGGUCUCCUUUAUUCGCUUGAUUGUUUUCUGGCUUAGCGCUGCUGAAGAAGUUGACAGUAACUCUGUUAACACUCCCGGACGGUGGCUGUAUAUAUUAAACAUUGCACCAAGAACUGAGGAUCUUUGCAAUUCUUUUUUUUUCUUUCCUUUCCUUUUUUUUUUUUGAGUUUCUAUGAGGACAAGACAAAUCUGAAUCCACUCAGACUCCUGUGUCGUUCUUUUGCUCUCAUAUUUACAACUGUCGACUUUACGUCUAUGAACCUUCACUGGUAUGAGUUUCUUGAAGUUGUCAAAAAAAAGUAAAACUUUUAAAGCCACUUUUCUCUUGUUUUUUUAAAGUAGUUAAUUCAGAUCUGAAAUGACUAACUGAGAUGAUAAAGAAAGAUGAGAAGCAGAGAUCAGUUGAAGAGGACUGAUAAAGACUAUGUUGAACUGAAUUUAGGGAGCAAACAGGACUAAUCUUUUUUUUUAGAAAAUCUCCCUCCUCUUUACAGCCUAUCAUUGGCUGCCAUAAAAGAGCAGUCAAACAUCUUUCCGACCACAAGUGUUUUUAGACCUGUUGAUACCUUGUAGCUUCCGUUUCUGAGAAAUGAACCACAGGAAGUUGUUGGUGUGAAUGUGAGUAAAACAGCAGCACAGCUUCUUGAAAACUGUGUAAGCUCAUAAACUUUUUGGGUCACUUGGACCAGCUGCAACAAAUUCAACCACUGCUGACUGGAAUUAUAAAGACUAUGGCCCCAACUACACGAAUGUGGAUAUAUUUCAAAACGCACAUAUUUAUGUCCGAUUAGGCCUCCCUACCACACCAAAACGGGAGUUUGAAACACCCAAACCGGAUAAAUCUGAAUCCGAGAAGUGGAGAAAUAAAAAAAUAUCCGUACAAGUGGAUUCGUGUGGUUGAACUUUUACGGAUCGGUGACGUCAAACCGCAGCUCGCGCAUGCGAAUUAAAAAGAAAAACAACAACAACAAUGGCGGACAAACAGGGUAUUCUUUACGUUUGUUUUGCCCUUUUGGGGCUAAUUUCAGCCUUGCAAGUGACCCUUGUUUUAUACAAUUACAUCCACCAGUAAGCCAGCUCACAGACGCGUCUGCUACGGCCAAUACUUUUAUUGGUCACAUGGUCCGUCACAUAGACCCGACGCACUAGCGUAGCUUCCGCAAAUGCAUGAUGCAUCACGCUGUUAUCAACGCUGUUAAUCAGGUAGCUUUAGAUAGAAAAGAGUCAAACUUCCUCACCCAAUGGAAAAAAAAAAAUCUUUGUGACGACCGUGAGAAAGAGAGGACAGAUCAGACCUGAGGUCUGCUGGUCCCUCCCUCUGAGAGCUUCAGGGGAAGUAUUGUGGUGAGAAUGUGGGUGUAGUAGCUGCAUGCAGAGCACUGUUGCAGAAUCACUUUGACCACUUAACCCUCACAUACUCUUCAAAUCCUGUACCCUCACAGUAUGUUCCGGGUCAAAAUUGCCCCUUCAAAGAGUUCAAAGAGCAGCUUUCUGUCACAGAAAGUUCUCUUGACUAGUUAGGUCAUUUUGACCUCUGUCUAGGUGUGUCUGUGUGACUGUAUGUCUGUGUGCGUGUGCGUGUGUGUGUGUGUGUGUGUGUGUGUGUGUGUGUGUGUGUGUGUGUGUGUGUGUGUGUGUGUUUCUGUCAAGGUAAUAAUAGUUUCAUAAUGAUUUGAAUAUAUCUUUCUGAACAACAAACCUUAAAUUGAACACUGUUGUUAGUGUUUGUCACUUGUCCCACACUGCUAGAUCUAAAAUCCAUCUAAAUAUAGAUACAGGUCAAAUUUGACCCAUAACAGCCUUAGAGGGGAAAAAUUUGUAGCACAUAAACAAAAAUACCAAUGAAUAUUUUUAAAUUAAUUUCAUGUAGUUUGGGUUAUUUCAGCCUUAGAGGGGAAAAAUUUGUAGCACAUAAACAAAAAUACCAAUGAAUAUUUUUAAAUUAAUUUCAUGUAGUUUGGGUUAUUUCAGGAAAAGUCGCCAAGUUUCAGGCUUAAAAAAUAAUGUUUAGGGUAUUUUUACUGCUGUUAAAAGUCAAAACGGGUCAAAUUUGACCCCGGACGGUAUGUGAAGGGGUUAAGGGUGCUUUUGGUCUGUAAGAUUUGCUGAAACAAGCAUGUUUCUGAGAACUUUUUAAUCAUUAUUUUAUUUCAGGAAUGCAAUUGAAAGAAAUCUUGCAGCUACGGUACAUCAAGCCAAACACGGUGCAUCUCUGGAGCUGAAAUACAUUAGUUUAUUGGCAUAGAGUGUAAUGCAUGGACCCUCGCACUUUUACACACUUGUAUGCACUUCGGUAUGACGCAUGUCUGGGUUUGGCAAAUGUCUCUGUUUUUAGUACAGCGGCAGCCAUGACGCACAAGUCUGGCAAACCCAUCUUUUUUGGGUGAAACAUGCCGAAGGCGCUAUAUUUAAGAGCAAUUGUGGGUGGGGCCACCUGCUAUACCUGUAAUCCAAAAUCUCAUCGUUGCACUGGACUCUGUGCAUCUGUGCAGUCACUACAGUUGGUAAGUCGACAAGCAUUUGAAGCCAAGAUGAGAUGAUGACAAUUUGAGUGGCUGCUCUCGUAAACAGCCUGACUUUAUUUUUCACAUCAUAACAACUCAUUUUAAAACAACUUUAUUUUGGUAAUGACUUUAUUCUUAUAACCACAUAAUUGUCGUUACAUAUUGACUUUACGAAAUAUAGAAAUUAUCUUCAUAAUGACUUUAUCUUUUAAACAUACUGACUUUAUUCUUACAACGUGUUGACUAUAUUGUCAUCACAUCCCAACUUUUUUCUUUUUUAAAAAAAAAUAAACAAUGUGUCUCAUACUGACAGAAAUUAAGAUAAUUAAUUAAUUAGAUAGAAAAGAGUCAAACUUCUUCACCCCAUGGAAAAAAAAAUAAUAAUUUUGUGACGACCGUGAGAAAGAGAGGACAGAUAAGACCUGAGGUCUGCUGGUCCCUCCCUCUGAGAGCUUCAGGGGAAGUAUUGUGGUGAGAAUGUGGGUAUAGUAGCUGCAUGCAGAGCAAUGUUGCAGAAUCACUUUGACCACUUAAGAGUGUUUUUGGUCUGUAAGAUUUCCUGAAACAAACAUGUUUGUGAGAACCUUUUAAUAAUUAGACUGAUGAUUUAACCCGGGGAGAGUGGAGGAACAGCGGACGAAGAUGGACCGUGUCUUCGCGCUCAGCUUCGCCCUCUUCGUGCUCGGUAAGAAACGCUCUGUGAUUGAAAGAUAAUUAACUCUGAUACAUGUCGGGGUCCACCAGUCAGGGGAGGCUGGUCGGAACCUCCUCUGGAAAAAGCUAAGUCAAAUUUCUAACUGCUGAUCAGCAAACGUUCACGGGUUUAUAAAGAAAAAAUGGUUAUUACUAUUAUUAACAUCUACUUCCUAAUUUGGUUUACAUCCAACAUGUCUUCCAGCUUUUCAUUCCAAUAGAAACCCGUCCUUUAAACUCAUGUAUACUGUAACCUCAUGUGUGAUCUCACUAAAGAAUUCCCUCAGCUAAAACAAGUGAGAAGACUCAUGAAAGGUUUAUUUCAUAACGCCGGAUUUCAGUGUGUCACUGAAAAUGAGAAAAAGAAAUGGACCACUUCCUUUGUUUGUAUACUGAAUACAGAGUUUCACUAUAUCAGGGGCGUGUUCUACGAAGCAGGAUUUCUGCUUAGCAAGGUAACUUCGAGGGUAAAUUCGGGGUUUCCCGUUCUACGACGCGGGUUCACUUCUUAGGGAGGCGAGUCUCCAUGGCAACGUACGCUGAACGGCUAACCUGCUCCGGGGCAGGUUAGGUUCCAGAUUGAACUCACCGAGUAUAAAAACCCCGCCCACUGACCAGUGAGCUCUCUCGCAAAAUGGCUUGUCUAUUCUUGGAGGAUCCUAUAGACCUCAGUGCUCGCAUUGUCUGAGGAGCACUCCGGCGCACAAGAGUUUUCAGGGACUGCAUGGACCCACUUACUUCUCCGGAUGAUCACCUUUAGGAAAGGCUCAUAUGGCCUACAUAUCACACAAAAAAUGUAAACACAAUAGGAAUGAACAAAUGAAUGAAUUCAUCUUGGAAAUGAAUGGGCAUGGGCUGCAUGGGCUGCGUGAUCACAGACAACUAUAGUAUGGCGAACUUGCCUCCUCAAAGGAAGACAUCAACCAACACCUCUCUCAGAUGUUCAGCGGCCCCAGACGAGAGAUGGAGCUGGGUAAGUGCAACAUUCUCAUCGAUCCCCCUGAACCUGAGGUGCAGUUUGACAUGUCUGAGCUGAAGCUGGUGGAAAUCAAAGAGGUUGUCCAUAGAGCCAGAGCAUGCUCUGCUCCAGGACCAAGUGGCACUUCGUACAAAAUGUACAAGAACUGUCCCAAACUGCUACUGCGUCUGUGGAUAAUCCUGAGAGUCUUCUGGAGAAAGGGAAAGAUCCCAGAGCAAUAGAGAACGGCUGAAGGGGUAUGGAUUCUGAAGGAGGAAGAGUCCAUACGUCUUGACCAGUUCCACAUCAUCUCCCUCCUGUGCAUUGAAUCAAAGAUCUUCUUCAGCGUCAUCUCCAAGAGACUGUGCUCCUACCUAUCAAAGAACACUUACAUCGACACAUCAGUCCAGAAAGGUGGCAUUUCCGGAGUGCCAGGCUGUGUGGAGCACACAGGUGUGGUGACGCAGCUCAUCCGAGAAACCAUAGAAAAGAGGGGCAACCUGUCAGUGUUAUGGCUUGAUCUGGCCAAUGCAUUCGGCUCCAUCCCCCAUAAGCUACUCCAGCUCACUCUGGUAAAACAUCACGUCCCUAGCAGGUGUAGAGACCUCAUCGCUGACUACUACAGCAACUUCAGCAUGAGGGUCUCUUCGGGAGCAACUCCAUCCAGUUGGCACAAGGUAGAGAUUGGCAUCAUCACAGGGUGUACCAUCUCUGUGACGCUAUUCUCCAAUCGCAUUUUUUUUUUUUGUAUUUUAUACAGGUUUCAGAUAGAUGGGAAGAAAUUCAAAAGUUCACAGCAAUAUUAGACCAGGACAAAUUUUUUAUCAACGUUUAUAAAAUAAGAUAUUCACUCAAGUUAAGGUAUUUUCUUUCUCAUGAGGUUGUAGAUUAAUAUUUUGAACUUUGUCAAAUGCUUUAAAAAAGCGACAUCAGCACUGUUGUAUAUCUGUUCUGUCUUUGUAGUCAUUAUUGUAUAUGGGCCAUGACCUGCACUCUCAUUAUUCGUAUCAUCAUUGGGCAUUGUAAAACUGGUAUCAGUCGAACAUUCAUUAUAAACCUGCAGUCUGUUUGUUGCCUACAGACUAACAGCUGCUCUCUGUACCUGCAGGGGGCAUCUCAGCACGGGUGGUGAAAGUGUCUCGUGGUCCUCUGAUCAGAGUGGAGGGUCAACCUGUCUCCAUCAGGUGUGACGUCAGUGAGUAUGGAGGACCUAAAGAGCAGGUGAGACUCCUCCACACCUGAAGCUGUCUCUCCCUGUCUGACCUGUUCACCUGUUGUCUGACUCUGUCUGUCUGUCUUCUGCAGGACUUUGAGUGGAUGAUGUCUCAGGACAGCAUCAGUGGCGGCUCCAGGACAAAUAUCAUCUCCACGUUUGAUGCCGGUUACUCCCACCCAUCCCGCAGAAAGCGCGUAGCAUCCGGGGACAUCUCUAUGGUGCGUCUGCAUGACAGUGAGGUAGAGCUGAAGGUGGCAGAGGUCAAGACAACUGACGCCGGCCUCUACUGGUGCCAGACGCCAAGCACGGAUUUAGUGAUAAGUGGGAACUACGAGGAGAAGGUCCAACUCAUCGGUAAAUUUGCUGCUUCCACCUCCAACAGCUCUCUCUCUCCAGGUCCAGAUGUCUCUCUUCGUACCUGGAAGUAUACCAGGUGUCAGCCUCCAUUCUUUAUCCUUCCUGCAGCAGGAGGCUGAAGCUCCUCUCUGCUUCAUCAAGUGAUCAUCAGUCAAAACUCCACUGUUUGUAGUCGAGGUUGUCUAGUGCUGUGUCCUUUUCGCAAAUGAUUUGUUGAAAAGAACGAAUCUUUUAAGUGAACAUGCUGAACCGAAUCACUUCCUCUAGUGAUUCGUUCGUUUCUCAUUUAAGUUGAGCUGUAAGUAGCGCAGCUGCCAUAGAACACAGCAUCGAGCAGCCGGCAAGCGCAGGAAUCCUUUACUGAAUGUACUGUGGGGUAUACGUUCAGUAAACGAAUCGCUCACUGAGCCCAAUUUACCGAGUAGACCAGAUAAAUAGCAUACCAUUGGACAGUACACUUAAAACAUCAUGAUUACAAACAAGCUCAUUUUUACAAACCUGUUUGUCAAAGCAACACAGCCACAAACUCUUGUCUCCCGGUCCCAGAAGCUAUGAACUGAAUUGAAAGCUGAACCAUUCAGCCGGACACCAGUUCAGGAAGUUAGAGUCACAGUCUCCUCCCACCAAGCGCUGAAUGAUUCACUAAUUCAGUGAACGAAUCUUUUAAACAAAUCUUUUAGUGAACUGAUUCUAGUGAUUCAAUACAGUAUCAGUAUCAGUAUUCAGUAUCAGAGCUGCAGAACCAAGGCUGCAGUACCAGGCCUAUAGAAGCAGGGCUGCAGGAUUAGGUCAGCAGGAUUAGGCCUGCAGAAUCGGGGCUGCAGGAUUAGAAUUCCGGAUAUAUAGGCUGUUCAGUGUAGAAUGUCUGCCAAAAACCAUGACGUCAGACCCUCCUCAAACAUACCUUAAGGACAUUUUACCUAACAGAUAGGAUGGAGCUAUAUUAAGGAAAGGGACCAGCUCUAGUGUGCCCAGGCUUAGAGAUUCAGUGCGCGCGCGUGUGUGUGUGUGUUUACACGUGUAUGUGGGUUUACUCCCUUAGUGUUUCAGUGUGUUAUCUCUCUCUCUCUCUCUCUCUCUCUCUCUCUCUCUCUCUUUCUCUUUCUCUCUCUCUGUUUGUUGACUGGUAUGUUUGUAUAUUCUCUUUUUGUGCAGAUUUGAGUAAAUUUUGAUUACUUUCUGACACAGAAAUAAAACGACACCAUCAGCACUUUAUUCACUUUAAUGAGCUUCACACUGCGAAACAUAGACACAUACACGCACACACACACACACACACACACACACACACACACACGCGCACACACACACACACACACACACACACACACACACACACACACACACACACACACACACACACACUCUCUCUCUUUAAUGUCUGUUCUUCCUUAGGUAUCACAGUCACAGAAACAGACAGACAGACAGCAGGUUAAAGACAUGACACUCAGGUACAGGUGUGUGUCUGAGUGUGCGUAUAUGUGUGCCCCCGCCAGCAAAGCUUAUGGAGCUUUGCUUGCUCUAAAUCUCUACUGUUUUAGACUCCAGAGUGAAGGUAAUAAAUAUUUCCUGAAGGUUUGAUCAUUUAUGUCUCUGCUUGGAUGUGUGGUGGACAGAGUUUAGGACGAUUUAUAUAUUAUGAGAUUUUUAUCGAUCUGUUUUUAUAUCUUUAUAUUUAAAAUGGAUGUUUUUCAGAUUGUCGAUAUGUUCUUCUGUUUUUAAAUGAGUACUUUUUCAAAAUAUUGAUAUUCGCUUCUAUUUCAUCUUUGAAAUAGUAAUAGAUAUUUUAAAGAAUAUCAAUCAAUUUAUCUUUUUUCUUUUUUUUCAGUCAUCCCAAACACCCUCAGAGUCUCCCCUCAGGCUCCAACCCCCUUCGUCCCAGAAGGAAGUGACUUCACGCUGUCCUGUAACGUGACUCGGGAGCUUACCCAGCCCACCUACCUGUCUGUCACCUGGUCAGUGAAGAGGCAGACGUCCUCAGAGGACAUCCUGGUGUUUGGACCUCAGGCAGAGGCGGUGGUGGGGUCAAAAUUUGCACAGCGGUACGCAGACGGAGGAAUACGAUUGGUUCCUGGGAGGAAUGGCGUGUUUAAGCUAGUUGUUACCAGGGUAACGACAUCUGAUGAUGGGAUUUAUGAGUGUAAGGGAUCAGAGUGGACGCACGAGGACGGAGGACGCUGGCUGAAGAUCGUGGAGAGUAAGAAGGAGAUGGGGAGGGUGACAGUCACCCUGACAGGUGAGAGACUCACCCGAAUCAAAGGAAUUUACCUGUCUGUACCUCUACAUUUGUGUCACCUAUUCUUUUAUAUACCUAUCUGUACACAUUCACUUGUCUGUAUAUUCUUCUAUUAUAUUCUUAUCUGUAGAUCGUCUCUCAGAGGCAGUACUCUUUCUUCCUUCAGCAGUAUGAUCCUGAAACAGAAACUGAUGUUCUUGUGAUUUUCUCCUCAUUAACGGGUCUUCAGUGUGCUGAAAUAAAAACAUCAUGCUGCAGAUUAGUCAAAAGUCCAGCUUUGUUAGGUCUGUCUUCAAAAGGAGAAGAAAACUACUUUGAAAAUGUUUGUAUGUUGAACGGGGGUCAGAUCCAUCAUUUCUGAUGCAUUCAAGGAAGUCAGGAAAUCGAAUCUCUGUCUUCAGUGACUCAGCAUCGGUCAGAUUACAGUCUCAGUGUAAAUGUUUGAUCUAGAACAGAUAAACUGACCUUCAUGCAGAUAUUUUUUACAGAGAAAGAAAUCCUCCUUAGAUUACCAUGAGAGCUGGAGGUCAUUAUGAUGGACUGUGAUACUCCUGCUUUUGCUCUCUAUACAAACUGUUUUUGCUGCAGAUGCCAAAGCCUGCUGACUCCUGAUUGGUUCAUAUUGCCUCAGACUACAGAGAAAGAACACCUUUACCAGUAAAACUCAGACUCCUGAUUAUAAAGUCUGUGAAGCUGAUAGUACAGUCAGGCUGUCUGAGUAUAAAGUUUUGUAAAUUAAAGUAAAUAAAGAUCCAGACUAAGAAGAGAGAGAGGGAAGGCGGGGGGAAGGGUUAUAGAAAUGCGUUUUUCCAUAAUUAAUUGUAUUCAGUAUGAUUUUUUUUCCUUUACCGGUGGAAAUAAAUCCCAAAAUGUCUGUCUUUUUCUUUCAUUGUCUUUGCAGGCAGGUGGAGGCUGAUCAUUGUGUCUGUGGGUUUGUCAGCUCUCAUUUUAACUGUUGUGACUGUCAACAUCUGGAUAAAGAUUAAAGGUGAGGGCAUUUAAAGAUGAAAACCUUUUUUUAAUUAAAUUGUUUUUCUCUUUGGAAACUAAAGUGUAUUAUUUCUUCAGUCUUUCAGGGGAAAAAACAACAGAAGAAUGAUAAAAUGGUAAUUUUCCUUUAAUUAAAGUCUGUGGUAUUUAACUGUAGUGAUUGCACACGUCUUUAUCAGACUGAUCCGUCACUAUAUCUAUUGUUUUACAAAUGCUUUAAUAUUAUGUAAAAAAAUGAAAAGUUUAAGCUAAAACCAGUGCAUUGUAGGUGUUUUAAUUUUAAAGUGCGGUCAAGAUUGGAAAGCUGUUUAAUUUUGUUGUUUUUCACAGAUUGAAGAUUCACAGAUUUACAGUGAAGUUGAUGUCAAGCGAACCAAGAAAACGUCAUCGCCACCAGGACUUGACAUUGUAGUUGAAAGGUGA